UACACUCAUGUUUAAUGAAUGCGAACUGUAAUUUAGGUCCCGUACAGUGUCGGUUUCGAACUGCAGAGUGAAGUCGCCAUGUCACAUUCGUGCUCUAAGUUAAUAGGGUUAUUAUAGGGAAACGCAGCGCGGUGACUCGAUGACUCCUUAUCUUGUUUGGGAUCCGUUAUUACAUUGCUGAAUGCCACCGCUGAGUUUUGAAAAAUCUAAGCCACGCUCAUCAAGAAGAUGGACAGCUAUGGGUUCUCCAGUGACAUGUUCAGUGGCAGAGCAGUUUUGGGAGAGGACAGCUCGGUUAUGGCCCGAAUGCAGAAGAAGUUCUGGAAGACCAAGCAGGUUUUGAUCAAGGCCACGGGGAAGAAGGAAGAUGAGCAUGUGGUGGCGUCUGACGCAGACGUUGAUGCCAAAUUGGAGUUUUUCCGUUCAGUCCAGAGCACCUGCACAGAACUCCUGAAAGUGAUUGAGAAAUACCAGCAAAGAAUCACACACCUCUCUCAAGAGGAGAAUGAGCUCGGACUGUUUUUGCGCUUCCAGGCAGAGCAUGAUAAAACAAAAGCAGGCAGUAUGAUGGAUGCCACUAGUAAAGCACUCUGCUGUUCUGCCAAGCAAAGGUUGGCUCUGUGCCCCCCCCUCCAUCGUUUGGAACAGGAAGUGGAGACGUUUCGAAGGAGAGCCAUCGCAGACACCCUGCUGACCGUGAGCCGGAUGGAGAAAGCCCGGACUGAGUACCGCGGAGCUCUGCUCUGGAUGAAGGACGUCUCGCAGGAGCUGGACCCAGAUACUUACAAACAACUGGAGAAAUUUCGUAAGGUUCAGGCCCAGGUACGAGGAACAAAAGUGCAUUUUGAUAAACUGAAGAAUGACGUGUGUCAGAAAGUGGACAUGCUGGGAGCCAGUCGCUGCAACAUGCUUUCACAUUCCUUAUGUACUUACCAGACAACGCUCCUGCAGUACUGGGAGAAGACUGCACAUGUGAUGUCUGGCAUCCAUGAGGCCUUCAAAGGAUAUGUACCCUACCAGUUCACCACUCUUAAAGAAUUAAGGGACCCACUGGAUCAGAUUGUCUCCGCACAGACAGAAGAGGACAGCAAAGACGAGGACAAGAAGACACAACCAGACAAUCUUGUUUCACUUGAAGAUGAACAGCUGGGUGAAUCAUCUGAUACUGUUUCUACUCGUGCAGUAGAUGGACAGAGUAGAGGAUCUGACAGUUCUUUGUGCGCCAGUCUGGAUUCGGCAUUGAAUGAACAAUUAGGCCCCAUUGGUGGAACUAGCACAGAUGACGACCUCUUAUUAUUGAACCCUGAGCCUGUUCCGAUCCCUUCCCUCACUCCAACCUUGACCCCAAUCCUACACCCAUCUAUGUCCGUUAUGCAGCCUCAGAUACUGCAGGAGGCCUCAGUGCCUCCUGCUAUUCAGUGGGGUGUAGGCGUCUCACAUGAGGAAACGCAAGAUGCCUUACCCAGCAGUCUACCACCUGAAAUAGUAGGCAGAGAUCUGUUGUCUGAGGCUUUCGACUCUGCGGGGGUGAAAGAGGAAGAGGGAGAGAGAGGAGACCUGGCCUUCCUGCAGGAUCUGCUGAGUCCUGGAGCUGCGGGUGGCGCUAGUGAGUUUAGUAAGGCAUGGCAGGACGCUUUCGGCUGUUUUGAGGCCCCUCCUGCUCCUGUUACUGCUCCUUCACCACAACCAGAAAUGACAAACACGCCCACUGGCUUCCUGCCAUCACAACUCCUGGACCAUAGCCUUAGCGCCACAGGAUGGGUGACUCCACCGAUGUUUCAAGCCCCGCCCCUCCAGCCACCUUCCAGUGGAGCACAGCCUACCCAGAAUAGUCCACACUCUUCUGCCAGAGCCCCUAAAGGAAACUCCAGGGACAUGUCUGCCUGGUUUAACCUUUUUGCAGAUCUGGAUCCUCUGUCCAACCCAGAUGCUAUUGGACGCAGCGAUCAAGAGUUCCUCAAUGCUUGAGUGAAGGAUGAUCUGAAGCUGAAUCGCAUCCCAAAUAUUCUUUGACGGAAAGGAGUGCAUAUCCCAAGCCUUUAUUCGGAGCUGGAACACUACCUCUCCUGAAACCAUUCAACCUGAGCCAAGGAAGCAUCCAGAAAUCUCCAUCCAUAUCCAACACCGGAACGUUUCUGAGAUAUGAGACCGUGUCUGUUUUCUCCAUUCUUUCACUGUGUGUGUGAAUUUACUGUAUGUUCUUUAGGACACCGAAGGGUGAAAUGUUGAAGACUUCAUCUCUAUAUCACUAGUGUGGUUACCUGAAAGUAAACUAUCUGUUACUUUAUGAAGCGCACAUGUUUAAAGGGACAUGAAGGUGAGGAUUUGCCUAGGACCAAAAAAGAAAUAAACUUGUUUGCUUUGUACAACAGGGGAGUUUUAAUGUCCAGAAACAGGGUUUAAGAUUUAUAACAUCUAUUAUAGAUUAUAGACUGUAUUUUUAAUCCGAUACCCAAAUGUGUGAAGUUGCACAUAAAUCACAAAAAAUAUUUUUGAAGUCUUUCACUGGAUUAGUUUAACCCUAAAUGAUUAAAUAAAUGAAAUUAUUUAUUAAUAUAAUAGUGUUACUGUAAACUACAUAUGCAAGUGGUGUGCUGUGCCAUUAGUUUGAUGGGAAUGAGAACGUCAUAUUUGUUUUUAAUGAUUCUCUCACUCAGAGAAAUAACUUGUCCCAAAUGUUCUUUACUCUCACACUGUGAUGCAAAACACUGGAAUGUGUUUGUGAACAUGUUUUUGUAUGUGAUUUUAUUUCGUAUCUCACCUUUAGCACAGAAUUGCAUAACUGUCCUACUCUAGGAGACAUUAUUUCAUUUCAUUUUGUCCCAGAUGAUCAUGUUUAGACUCAUCAGGAGUGACUAUGAAAAACUACGACCAAUCGGUUUUCUGUUGCGUCAAUAAAAUCAAGUUAUCGCUUGCACUAAAAUGUUUCCGAGUGCAGUCUCGGGAUUGUUCUAGAAUGUAUGUUGUCUGUUUCGACACGUUUGUUGAUCUGAAAAGCUUGUCUAGCUGAAGAGUGUACAUUUCGCACAGGAUUUCAUAGUCAAUGAAGCACGUUUUUUUUUUGUCUUUGAGUGGUUUAACAUUUUGAAGUGUCACUUUCUGUAUUAGAGGACCGUUGUGUUUGGAACUAUAUGUUUAGAUGUUAUUGUAUCACUUGUCUUGUUUUUUUACUUGCAAAACUAAAAGAAUGUACACACCAUUCGCAGCUGCUUUCAUCUGUUUAUUUUAUGCAACUUUGCCUUUUGUUUCAGUUUAAAUAAUGUACAAUUUCAUCGAAGGAACCUGGAAUGAAAGAUCUUGCUUUUGAGAGCAAAUAAAUUUGAGUAGAAUUCC
Labeo rohita (rohu) is the source of this 3333-nucleotide messenger RNA. It is a transcript of the gene ical1, whose product is annotated as islet cell autoantigen 1-like. Bases 229 to 1968 code for a protein of 579 amino acids. The transcript has 17 exons. Gene Ontology annotation, biological process: regulation of transport. Gene Ontology annotation, cellular component: Golgi apparatus. The record is from RefSeq and is a predicted model, not a curated record. NCBI's taxonomy places the organism in Eukaryota, Metazoa, Chordata, Actinopteri, Cypriniformes, Cyprinidae. Gene Ontology annotation, molecular function: protein domain specific binding.